UUGGACGUCACCAGAUUUCCGAGAGUGAAGUGUUCUACACCACCCAGCUUUCAUUUGCCCUUGUCAACAAUCGUCCUGUUCGUCCGGGUCAUAUCCUUUCUUUUUUAUGGGUUGUCGUUGAUACAAAGCAUGUCGCGAUCAUUAUUGCAGUUUUUUAGUUGGGUGGAUUUCAAUUAUGGCUUUGUUUCGUUUGCAAAUUAGAAACGAAUUUAACAACUCUGAUUCUAGCACAAUCGUUUCUGAGUUUCACUGGUCCCUGAUUGUUAGGAAGUCGGAACAUAUGGCGGCUUCUGUACAAUUAGAGUGCCUAAUUUGAGAUAUAUGAUUUUAUCAGGGAAAUGUGAAUAAUUUCACUAGAAUGUUUGUUCCUAGGCGUUGAUAUUUCAAAUCUCAAACAACCUGGGUAAUGAUGUAUAUAGGUUGUUGUAAAAUAGUCUUGUUUCGAUAAACAAGCGAUAUACCAUGGCCUGUUUACGCCCACUAGCAUCCGCAUGAAGAUGUUGGAAGAACAAAACCUCCUCUUGAUAUAAUUGGCUGCACAUUGCUCCUGGUACUUAGUGUGAAACUUUAACAAAGUUGGAUGUUGAAUUUGGUUGACUUAACAAAAAUACAUGUGCUUGUGUGCCCAAAGCGUGAAGUGAAGCGUGUUGCUGAUCUAACUGCUGAUGAGACUUGUGAUUUGUGGAUCACAGCACAGAAAAUUGGUAGGCAGCUUGAAAGCUACCAUAAUGCAUCAUCGCUUACAUUUGGUAUCCAAGAUGGGCCCGAGGCAGGUCAGACGGUUCCUCAUGUUCACAUUCAUAUUAUUCCCCGAACAGCUGGUGAUUUUGAGAACAAUGAUGAUGACAUAAAUGAUGAAAUUGAUUUGAAAGAGAAGCAGUUAAAGAGGAGGCUUGAUGAGGAGGAGAGGCAAAUAAGGAGCCUUGGAGAGAUGGCUGCAGAGGCAGAUGAGUACAGAAAACUUUUCCAAUGAAAAUUUUAACAUGUGAAAUAGAAGUUAAAUCCUUUAAAUAUUACGCCUGACAUGGUUCCAGUCUAUUGGGACUAUAUAAACUAUAGUAAUCAAAUUUGUAGCUAAAGUAUAAGUUAUAAAACUUGAUGCUUGUGGCCUUAUGGUUGUGGAGGACAUCAUAAUAUUAAAUGAUUUGAUGGUUCAGUCGUUUCUGCUGCA
Neltuma alba is the source of this 1171-nucleotide messenger RNA. RefSeq names its product bifunctional bis(5'-adenosyl)-triphosphatase/adenylylsulfatase FHIT. The record is from RefSeq and is a predicted model, not a curated record. Lineage: Eukaryota; Viridiplantae; Streptophyta; Magnoliopsida; Fabales; Fabaceae. Gene Ontology annotation, molecular function: catalytic activity. The transcript has 4 exons. The coding region runs from base 581 to 973 and encodes 130 amino acids.